AUGAAAAAGAAAAAUGAUUCUAAGGUGACAGAAUUUGUUCUUCUGGGCUUAUCAUCCUCCUGGGAGCUGCAGCUUUUUCUCUUCUUUUUAUUUUUGUUUCUUUACAUUGCUAUUGUCCUCGGAAACCUCUUGAUAGUGGUAAUGGUGAGAGCUGAUGCUUGCCUGCUCCAGUCUCCUAUGUAUUAUUUUCUGGGCCAUCUCUCUUUCAUUGACUUAUGCCUGAGUUGUGUUACUGUACCUAAGAUGUUAGGGGAUUUCCUACAGCAGGGCAAGCUCAUCUCUUUUUCAGGAUGCCUGGCCCAGAUCUACUUCCUCCACUUUCUGGGAGCCAGUGAGAUGUUUCUGCUGACAGUCAUGGCCUAUGAUAGGUAUGUUGCCAUAUGUAACCCCUUGCAUUACCUGACAGUCAUGAGUCGCCAGCUAUGUCUUCAGUUAAUUCUUGCCUGCUGGUGUGGGGGUCUCAUCCACUCUAUCACACAGGUCCUGUUGGUUAUCCAGCUGCCUUUCUGUGGCCCCAAUGAACUAGACAACUUCUACUGUGAUGUCCCACAGAUCAUCAAGCUGGCCUGCAUGGAUACCUAUGCAGUUGAACUGCUGAUGGUUGCCAACAGCGGUCUACUGUCUCUCAUCUGCUUCUUGGUCCUGAUUUUGUCUUAUGCCAUCAUCCUAAUCACCUUGAGAACUCGCUUCCGCCAGGGACAGUACAAAGUCCUCUCUACCUGUGCCUCCCACCUGACGGUGGUCAGCUUGAUUUUUGUGCCAUGUGUAUUCAUCUACUUGAGGCCUUUCUGCAGUUUUCCUGUAGAUAAGGUAGUCUCCGUGUUUUACACAGUGAUCACACCUAUGUUGAACCCUCUCAUUUACACACUCAGAAAUGCUGAUAUGAAGAGAGCUAUGAAGAAGCUGAAAAAAGCAUGUGGUAUUCUGUUGUCUUGUUGA
Carlito syrichta (Philippine tarsier) is the source of this 939-nucleotide messenger RNA. RefSeq names its product olfactory receptor 4Q3-like. Gene Ontology annotation, cellular component: membrane. The record is from RefSeq and is a predicted model, not a curated record. Gene Ontology annotation, molecular function: G protein-coupled receptor activity; olfactory receptor activity. Gene Ontology annotation, biological process: G protein-coupled receptor signaling pathway. Lineage: Eukaryota; Metazoa; Chordata; Mammalia; Primates; Tarsiidae.